Molecule: messenger RNA, 2019 nt
Organism: Symbiodinium pilosum
Lineage: Eukaryota; Dinophyceae; Suessiales; Symbiodiniaceae
Source: the annotation of a GenBank genome assembly
AUGGAGCAUAAUGGAAUCGGUGACUUCAUUGAGACUGCAAGAUGCGCUGUUUUUUUGGAGCACCGCCGCUGUCCAAGACACUGUGGUGCACUCCUUACUGGCAAGGAAGCAGCUCGCCAUCUAGCCAACGAGUGUCCAAAUCGGGAAGACAUUUGUCCUUAUGGAUGUGGCGAUCGAUUUUUUGGCUACGAGAUUGACGAUGGUGGGGAACAUCCGCCCGUUUGCCCAAUGAAUUUGGCACUUGCAAGCGUAGAAGCAGCCCUGGAAGCAUCUGCAGUCAAGGAGUAUCGACUUGCACUGGAGAAUGUUUAUGCGGAGCGUGACAGGGCGCGGGCACGCUUCAAAUCUCGCGGUGAGAGGGAUCCUGGUCCUGUCUUUGCGACACCAGACUGCCAGAAGCGCGUUCGAGGAGUCGAAGCAGAGGGCUUGAAUCUUCUUACCCGAGCCCGGCGAGCUUCCAAGGAGAGACUCCAGUGGGUGAUUGCCAUGGCAGCUUUGGGGCCCGGGGAUGGCACAGCUGCAUCGCAAGUGCCUCCUGGUGCCGCACGGUAUUGGGACACCAUGGAUGUCAGCAAGGAAUUCACGCGGUCCUCCCGGCCAUGGGACAUGAGUGCGCCAAUUCUGGACCCAUUGCUGCAGACAUUGCAAGAUGCCAGAAUUUGCGGUGCAGACAGUAAGCUUCGACGCAAAGCAGAGGCAUUGCUGUUUAUGGCAGUGCGGCGCUGUCUGCAGGCUGCGCUGGCGACGGAAGUGGACCGAGGCGACGCCGUGCGCGAGUCGUUGAGGAUUGCUGAUGAAGCCAUGAAGAUAUGUGAGCUGGAGGACCCUGGGGACUUACCAGACUUCUGCGCAUUGGCUGAGAAGGAGGUUCUCCGUACAACGCUGAGAAGCCUGGAGUCCACCUGCAAGGAAUUUCAUCAAGCGGUUAAGGAUGGAGAUAUCGAGCUUGUCAAGUGGCUGCUGGAUAGAGAGAAGGCAAACCCUUCGAUCACCGAUCCGGAGACUGGCAUCCCACCACUGGUCAUGGCUGCGAAGGCCGGAGACGUUGCUAUGUGCGAGUUGCUCCUGGACCGUGGUGCAGACGUGGAUGCGCGCUGCAGCUCAGACGGUACAUCCUCACUCCACUGGGCCUGCCACAGCCGGACGUUCCGCGUAGUCAGACUGCUGCUCGAGCGACGUGCCAAUCCCCGUCUUCAAGACAAGCGUGGCCAUGAUCCCUUGGUGAAGUUGGUCAGGAGGGCUUUUCUCAAUCCUGCAGACGCUUGCGCUUUAUCUUGGCACAGGCAGGAGUCGCACCUCCUGGCUGGUCCCAAGCUUGAGGCCGGAUCCGGCUUCAUGACCAUUGAGGCCGCCAAGGUGGCGGCAGAGAGCUGCGAUUCUGUGGGUUUUUCUGUGCACGCGUUCGUGCCUGGCGCGGAGUGGUCUGAUGAGUGCUUCCACAUCAGCUUGCACGGUCCAGGAUGUGCCAGUGCCGUUCAAGCCAGCAAAGUGGAAACAGAGGAUGAUCCUUCUGAUCUGGUUUGGUCUCAUGUCGACCCUGCGUGGACGUCCUUCCUCAAGGUCAAGAACGAUCCCGCCCAUGACGUAUCCACGCUCCUGGCGGUGGGAGCGGAUCCCUGUGCUGAGGACUUGAAGGGGCUCACAGCUCUGCAUCAUCACCUGCUGACUGCCCCCGGCGGUGGUUGUUUGGCAUGUGUGUCAGCGCUGCUACGAGGCGGUGCUGAUGUCAAUCACCGUGACAACGGCUCGCAUCAAGCCACGCCGUUCAUCAUCGUGAUCCAGAGCAAGCGGACGGACCUGGUGAGCUUGAUGCUGAAGGCUGCCUGGCCGCCCCCAGAUGUCGACUGCAAGGCGCCGGAUGGCACGUGCGCGCUCGCACUGGCAACAAAUCUGGGUGCUCGGGAGAUUGCGGACAUGCUCCGGAAAGCGGGCGCAUCUGACUGGGCAGAUGCGGAGCUCAGGCUCGGCAGCAGGACGAUCUUUUCCUACGACACGCGAAAGCCUCCGGUGAACAACUGA